AUGGGGCACGGUUCGAGAAGCCGACGGAGGGAUGAGGCGGAGGGCGAUGACACGAGCGACGCGGCGCGGGAGGAGGCGCGGGAGAAGCAGAGGGAGCACAAACACCGUCAGAGGCGUCGUAAAAUAGAGCGUCGGCACGCGGCGGUGAACGAGAUCUUGUCUCGGAUCGCGCCCCCAUCUCGAGCUUCCUUCACCGCUCUCGAGGAUGUACCCGCGUGGUGCGAUGGGAAUCCGAUAGAGUGGUCGUCCAUAGGCCCUUCGUGCGAUCCAGCGAGCAUGGCGAACGACGGGGAGGAGGCGACGAUGCGCGGGGACGACGCCAACAAAGGCGCCAGCGCCAUCGUCGCCGCCGCCGCGAAGCCGCCGGUCGUCAACUUGCGAGCCAUGCGCAAGCGGUGGCAGGUGGAGUCCUUCGCCGUGGUGCUUCGGGAGCUCGAGCGUGAGCGCGCCGCGCGAGACGACGCCGACACGCUGCCCCCCAUGCGGGUGGUGGACUUCGGGGCGGGCUCCGGCAACCUCAUACUACCACUCAGCAAGUGUUUUCCAGACAUGCGCUUCACCGCGGUUGAGAUGAAGCGACGCAGCGCCGAACUCCUCGAGCGCCGCGCCGCCGCCGCAGGUCUUACCAACGUGGACGUCGUGGUUGACAUGAUCGAGAAGACCUCGUUCGACUUCGACGUCGGCGUGGCGCUGCACGCGUGUGGCAACGCCACCGACUUUACGAUUGCGAGGUGCCUGGCAGCGGGGGCCGCGUUCGCGGUAAGCCCUUGCUGCAUAGGUAAGCUGAAGUUCAGUUUGGCGGGCGGGUCAUCGUUCAGCGCGACGAACAAGGACUGGACGACGAAGGGGGGCGACGGGGACGGGGACGGGGACCAGGUGGUGUGUCCCGUCAUAACGCAUCCCCGGUCGAAGUGGAUGGCUGAGCAGCUCGCCGGCCCGGGCGACUUUGCCGCGCUGGCGCAGGCUGCGGACACCGGUCAUGGAGACGGGGCGAACGCCGACACGAUCACAGACCUCGGGGCGAGAGCGAAAAUGAACGUGGAGCUGGACCGGGCGGAGGCUGCGAGGGAGGCUGGGUACUCGGUGGAGUCGCUAAAACUGAUCAGGGCCGCGGAUGCUCCUCCGAACAAGUCGGACCUGCUCGUCGGGGUGCCCGCGAGCAGGGCCGGGGCGUUGAAGAGACUCAGGCCGCUCGUGUCAUGCUCGUAG
This is a messenger RNA of Micromonas commoda, 1209 nucleotides long. RefSeq lists its product with no specific name. The transcript has a single exon. The coding region runs from base 1 to 1209 and encodes 402 amino acids. NCBI's taxonomy places the organism in Eukaryota, Viridiplantae, Chlorophyta, Mamiellophyceae, Mamiellales, Mamiellaceae. The record is from RefSeq and is a predicted model, not a curated record.